Molecule: messenger RNA, 2848 nt
Organism: Leptopilina boulardi
Lineage: Eukaryota; Metazoa; Arthropoda; Insecta; Hymenoptera; Figitidae
Gene: Top3beta
Product: DNA topoisomerase 3-beta-1
Exons: 13
Coding region: 138-2690 (850 amino acids)
Biological process (GO): DNA topological change
Cellular component (GO): nucleus
Molecular function (GO): DNA topoisomerase type I (single strand cut, ATP-independent) activity; DNA binding
Source: RefSeq, a predicted model, not a curated record
GCCACCACAAGCCGGGAACUAAUGAAUUACACACCCGUUGUUUAUUAGUGAAAUGUCAAGAAAAUAACGAUUUUUAUUAAUUUGUAUAGAAAAUAAAAAACGAAGAAUAAAUAAUUAAUCACGUGUACUUAAUAAAAAUGAAAACGGCACUUAUGGUGGCUGAAAAGCCAUCUUUAGCUGCGUCGCUUGCCAAUAUUUUAAGCAACGGAAGAUGUUCUUCUCGAAAAGGUUUAAAUGGUUCUUGUUCGGUUCACGAAUGGAUUGGACAAUUUCACAAUGAGACAGUGAAUUUUAAAAUGACAUCAGUUUGUGGUCAUGUCAUGAGUCUCGAUUUUAUUGGAAAAUACAAUAAUUGGGAUAAAGUUGAUCCGGCGGAAUUAUUUUCUUGUCCUACUGAGAAAAAGGAAGCAGUUCCAAAAUUGAAAAUACCAUAUUUCUUGGCAAAAGAGGGAUCCCAUUGCGAUUAUUUGGUUCUUUGGUUAGAUUGCGAUAAAGAAGGGGAAAAUAUUUGUUUUGAAGUAAUUAACGCUGUUCAACAGGGAAUGUCACGUCGAUUACAUCCAAAUGAUAUUUGGCGAGCUCGAUUUUCAGCUAUUACCGAAAAGGAUAUAAAAGCAGCUCUCGCCAAUCUCGAGAAACCGAAUGAAAAUGAAGCAAAAAGCGUUGACGCUCGUCAGGAAUUAGAUUUACGAAUAGGCUGUGCUUUCACAAGAUUUCAGACAAAAUUUUUUCAAGGAAAAUACGGUGAUUUAGACGCAUCUUUAAUAUCAUAUGGACCAUGUCAAACGCCAACAUUAGGAUUUUGUGUUCAAAGACACGAUGAAAUUCAAACUUUCAAACCCGAUGCAUAUUGGGUUCUUCAGGUCACAGUGAAAACUUUAGAGGGUCAAGAUUUAAUUUUAAAUUGGAGUCGAGUGAGAUCUUUCGAUAAAGAAGUUGCUUCCAUUUUUCUUAGUCAUGUAAAGGAACACGAAAUUGCCAAUGUGGCAAGUAUUCAGAGUGUCGAAAAAGCAAAAUCAAGGCCCAUUGCUUUAAACACCGUUGAGUUAAUGAGAGUCGCAAGUUCCGGUCUUGGAAUGGGACCGCAUCAUGCAAUGCAAAUUGCCGAACGACUUUAUACUCAAGGUUACAUUAGUUACCCUCGAACAGAAACAACAUCGUAUUCGGAAAAUUUCGAUUUAUUAGCAACAUUAAGACAACAGCAAAAUAGUUCCGAAUGGGGUGAUGAGGUAAGAAAAAUUUUAACCGAAGGUAUCAAUAGGCCAAGAAAAGGACACAAUGCACUUGAUCAUCCGCCAAUAACGCCAAUGAAACACGCAACGCGAAAUGAAUUAGAUGGCGAUUCUUGGAAAUUGUACGAUUAUAUAACGAGACAUUUCAUAGCGACGUUGGCGCGCGAUUGUAAAUAUCUCAGUACAACGAUUAAAUUUAAAAUAGGAAUGGAAACUUUCACAGUGACUGGACAUUCUUUAUUGGAUCCUGGUUACACUAGUCUCCUUACAUGGCAGGCAUUAAGUAAUAAUGAAUCUCUUCCUAAACUUGUUCAAGGGGAUAAGGUCAAUAUUCAAGAGACAAAACUUCUCGAGUGUUUUACACAGCCGCCGGACUAUCUCACAGAAUCGGAAUUAAUUUCAUUGAUGGAAAAACAUGGAAUUGGAACUGAUGCAUCGAUACCGGUGCACAUAAAUAAUAUUUGUAUUCGAAAUUAUGUAACAAUUGCAACUGGUAGAAAAUUGGUGCCUACAUCAUUGGGAAUUGUUUUGGUUCACGGUUAUCAGAAGAUAGAUCCAGAGCUUGUUUUGCCAACAAUGAGAUCGGCAGUUGAGGAACAAUUAAAUUUAAUUGCAAUUGGUCGUGUUGAUUUUAGCGCUGUUUUACAGCAUACUGUGGAAAUUUUUAAAUUAAAAUUUCGUUAUUUCGUACAAAAUAUUGAGGCAAUGGAUCAAUUAUUUGAAGUUACAUUCUCACCAUUGUCAGCAUCGGGUAAAUCACAUUCACGUUGUGGUAAAUGUCGUCGUUAUAUGAAAUAUAUACAAACAAAACCAUCGCGUUUACAUUGUGCUCAUUGUAAUGAAACAUAUAAUUUACCACAAAAUGGCAAUAUUCGCAUUUACAAGGAAUUGAAAUGUCCACUCGAUGAUUUUGAAUUAUUGUCAUGGUCAAGUGGUUCGCGUGGCAAAAGUUAUACAUUCUGUCCAUAUUGCUAUAAUAAUCCGCCAUUCAGGGAAAUGAAAAAAGGCAGUGGUUGUAAUAUGUGUACGCAUCCAACUUGUCCCCAUGGAAUGUAUCAAAAUGGAAUAUCAAGUUGUUUGGAGUGUGACGCGGGAAUUUUGGUUCUCGAUCCAUCGGCAGCGCCGAAAUGGAAAUUAGUUUGCAAUCGUUGUGAUGUUAUUAUUCAUCUUUUUGAAAAUGCUCACAAAGUGAGCGUCGAGACUGAUGUCUGUGAAUGUGGAGCUCAAUUAGUUACUGUAGAAUAUAAACAGGAUAAAACAAAACUUCCCGAUGAAGCAACGGAAAUGACGGGUUGCGUAUUUUGCACAAGACCAUUUGUUUCGCUGGUAGAAAAACAUAGGGCAGUUGCAUCGAAGCCGGUGUCAGUUAAAGGACGUGGUCAUUCAAAAGGAAAAAGUCGAGGACGUCCACGACCACCAAAAGAUAAAAUGGCACAAUUGGCAGCUUAUUUUGUAUAAUUAAGCAAUCUAUUUUACACGCCUUUCUUAAAAAAAAUUUUUGUAAUUUUUUUUUUUCAUUAAAAAUUCCGUUUUUCGUAUAAAAACAAUAAUUAACAAAAAUAAUAAUAAUACUAAUAAUAACAAUAAUAAUAAUAAUAAUAAUAAUAAUAAAAUAA